This is a messenger RNA of Delphinapterus leucas (beluga whale), 246 nucleotides long. NCBI's taxonomy places the organism in Eukaryota, Metazoa, Chordata, Mammalia, Artiodactyla, Monodontidae. The record is from RefSeq and is a predicted model, not a curated record.
AUGUUCCACACAGAACAACUGUUUGGGGAGAGCAUCUUCACUCCGCAGAAGCCUGUACGUCAAGGGCAGCUGCUGGCUGAAGGCAGGGCCGGUUUCAAGGAAGUCUGUGAGCGUCCAAACGGCUCCUGCCAGGAAUUCUGCAUCGACUCAGAAAUCCAGGCUGGGAGACGUGUGGAUGGCCGACCAUACCGUCUGCCCAUGGUGCACGUGCCUGAAGUCGACCCUGCUACACCCAAGGAGCACUGA